Exophiala oligosperma is the source of this 1944-nucleotide messenger RNA. RefSeq lists its product as uncharacterized. The transcript has 6 exons. NCBI's taxonomy places the organism in Eukaryota, Fungi, Ascomycota, Eurotiomycetes, Chaetothyriales, Herpotrichiellaceae. Gene Ontology annotation, molecular function: transmembrane transporter activity. Gene Ontology annotation, biological process: transmembrane transport; amino acid transport. The record is from RefSeq and is a predicted model, not a curated record. Gene Ontology annotation, cellular component: membrane. The coding region runs from base 169 to 1785 and encodes 538 amino acids.
CGUAAAACAAAAGACAUUCAUCCUUCUCCGACUCCGCACUCCGGAAUUCAUUAAUGCUCGAGCCAUUGCCACUGGCUCUAUGAGGUAAAAUUUUUAAAAAGUCGCUGAUUUCCCCCAUAUUCAUUGUUUGUUGACCAUUUCCAUUCUGCCCCCAAACCUCCAGCGAGGAUGGCUACCACUGUUACCAAUGGGAAAGAUGCCAGCGCGACUGGAAAACAAUCCGUCACGUCUGCCGACCAGGAUGUUGAUCGAAGCAAAGGCGAACUCGUAAAUGCUUCUGGACACGUCCAAGAGCUUGAACGUCAGUUCAAUCUGGUCAGUCUUGCAGGAGCCGGGCUUGUGACAGGAAACGUAUGGCCAGCCCUGGGUGGAAGCAUUUUGGUGGCAAUUUUCAACGGAGGCCCACCAGGUGUUUUGUACGAGUUCAUUGCGGUGUCUGUGUUUUAUUGGAUUGUCGCUGCAAGCAUUGCGGAAUUGGCCUCUGCGAUUCCUUCCAGCGGCGGAGUCUACCAUUGGGCAUCGGUGACCGCUGGCCGCAAAUGGGGUCGCGUGAAUGGAUUCUUUGGUGGCUACUGGAACUGGCUGGCCUGGGUUUUUGGCUGCGCUUCCAUGAGUUUCAUCUUCGCCAACACUGUGGUGCAAAUGUACGGUGUGACUCAUGCCGAUUUCACGGCAAAGCCGUGGCACGUCUUCGUGGUUUACCUGAUCGUUACAUGGCUCGCAUGCUUCGUGGUAUGCUGCUUCAACCGUGCCAUGCCAUACAUGACCCAAGUCGGUAUUUUCCUCAUUUUGGCCGGAUUCUUGAUCACCGUGGUCGUCUGUGCUGCGAUGCCCGGACAUGGUGGAAGACCUGCCCACGCCACCUCAAGCUUCGUCUGGAGCGAAUGGCACGCUGAUAUUGGAUACGGCGCUGGCUUUACAUUCGUGGCAGGCAUGCUGAACGGUGCCUUUGCAGUUGGAACACCAGACGUCACAACCCAUUUGGCCGAAGAAAUUCCCAGCCCACAGACAAAAGUCCCACAAGCCAUCGCCUGGCAAAUGGGUAUUGGCUUCGUGACAGGCCUCCUAUACCUCAUCGCCAUUCUUUAUGCCAUCAACGAUUAUGAUGCGCUCUUCAAAUCCCCUUUCCCGAUUGCUGAGAUCUAUCGACAAGCCACAGGCUCUUCCGCUGGCGCUAUCGGUCUGCUGUGUCUGUUGUUGUUCUGCAUUACCCUCAACGUGGUGGGCGUCUACAUCACCGCAGGACGGACACUUUGGACACUGGCCCGUGACAGAGCCACGCCCUUCCCAGGGCUCCUCAGCCAAGUCAGCCCUCGUUUGGGCAUGCCUUUCAACGCAACCAUCGUUUGCGCUGUUUUUGCCACUAUUCUCGGAUGUAUCUACGUCGGAAGCACCACCGCUUUCAGCGCCUUUGUGGGUAGCUACGUCCUGAUGAGCUCGGCGUCCUACCUUGCCGCUAUCCUUCCUCACUUGCUCACUGGCCGGAAAAACAUCAUCUUUGGGCCUUUCAGGCUCAAGGGUUGGUUGGGUUACGCCAUGAACUUCGUCGGCUGCGGGUACAUGAUGUCUUGGUUUGUCAUCUACUCGUUCCCAGUCUCCCUUCCGGUCAGCGCGCAGAACAUGAAUUAUGCAUGUCUCAUCUGGGGAGGUCUGACCAUUUUUGUGGCGGUCUGGUGGUUCAUUGGAGCUCGCAAGAAUUACGAGGGCCCUACAACGACUGGAGGCACAUCGGAGGUGGAGCAGAUUCGACGCGCGAGCGUGGAAAUGAGGAAGGGAUCAGUUUAAGCAUCUUCGAUGACUGUGUUGAUAUUGGUGUCAUGCUGGUCGCGAUCUGUGACCAGCAGAAAGAAAUCUUACGGAAUGUAUUUCAUGCCUUGGUUCUAAAGCAUAAGCCGUCCAAUGGAAACCUGUUGCGCUCUCUUUCAAACUCGUAUAUCAUCGGAG